Messenger RNA from Ixodes scapularis (black-legged tick), 1188 nucleotides. RefSeq names its product 4-coumarate--CoA ligase 1-like. NCBI's taxonomy places the organism in Eukaryota, Metazoa, Arthropoda, Arachnida, Ixodida, Ixodidae. The annotation marks the transcript as partial. The transcript is spliced from 6 exons. Gene Ontology annotation, molecular function: CoA-ligase activity. The record is from RefSeq and is a predicted model, not a curated record.
GCAUUGUUCUGCGUGGGAAGCGCGCCCGGGUACAUCGAUGUUCUCCAGUUUCAAGAACUUUCAGAUGCCUCCUUCACGCCCCACGUACCUACUGACAACGAAGAAGAGGUUGUGGCAAUCCUGUACACGUCAGGAUCAACGGGUCUUCCGAAGGGCGUGGAAACAUCGCACAAGGCAUACUGUGCCGCGUUUCACACCUUCAGGUCUGCUGGAGCUUGCACUGAAGAGGAUGUUUUCCUUUGCUGGAAUCCUUUCACCCACGGGACGGGUUUUUCAGUAGCCAUGUUUUGCAUGUUUUCAGGAGCAAAAACAAUCAUAACCGAUCCUUUGAUUCCGUACAAAAGUUUCCUGGAGGUUUUCAAGACCCAUAAAGUUUCUCUUUUUAUUGGCAUUGCGGGUUGGAUGCAGUAUAUUGCCAAAGAAGUAAGAAAAGACAACGCUCGUGUGCCUCGUGUAAAAAAAAUCAUGAUGAGUGGUUCAGUGAUCCCGAUCAAGCUUGCACAGGAGAUUCGUGAAAUAUUCGACGUCGAAUCACUUCUCAAUAUCUACGGCAUGACUGAAACGUUUGGUUUAAUGUGCAGCUCACCUGUUGGACAAAUUACCUUCGAUAACAGCGGAGUUCCUCUUGCCGGUAUAAAAAUCAAGGUUAUAGACAUAAGCAGCGGCGAAUCUCUCGGCCCGUUUUGUAAUGGCGAGAUUGCGGUUCACGCCCGAGGGGUCAUGAAGGGCUACUUUGGGCGUCCCGAAGCUACUGCUGAAGUCUUCAGCAACGAUGGAUGGCUUCGUACAGGAGAUUUAGGCUACUACGACGCUGAAGGUCGGAUCCAUGUUGCUGAGAGAUUGAAACAGAUGAUAAAAUGCAUGGAUAAUGUCGUUACCCCUGCGGAGCUGGAAGAAAUUUUGAACAACCACGAGGCUGUCGCAGAGGCCGUAGUUGUGGGAGUUCCAAGCUCGACCUAUGGCGAGGCUCCGACAGCCUGUGUCGUUGUCAAGGACGGCUUCGAGAAAAACCUCGAGAGUCUGGCGACAGAACUGAAGGAACUCAUUGCUGCACAAGCAGCAGUGUUCAAGCAGCUGUAUGGAGGUGUUUUCUUUAUGAAAACUCUUCCCAAGUCCGAGAGCGGCAAGAUCCUGAAACAAGAGCUCAAAACAAAGGUUGCCCAUGAAAUUGAAAAGUUAAACAUAUAG